CCAUGCUCAUACCAAACAGCAAAUAGCCUUUGAUUCCCUCGCCUUUAUACUUGACCAGGAAGCUGUAGGCCGAUAUCUCCUCCAAAACGACGCAGUUUCGAUUCAGGCCAAUAACAAACGAAGAAUCCUCUCGUUUUUCUCUGUAAUUGCCGUCUUUUCGUGUGUGUGUGUGUUUUUUUUCUCCGACAUGGAGAGAUAUGAGAUCUUAAGAGAUCUUGGGUCGGGAAAUUUCGGCGUGGCGAAGCUGGUCAGGGAGAAGGCGACCGGCAAGUUCUACGCCGUCAAGUACAUCGAAAGAGGCCAAAAGAUAGAUGAGCAUGUGCAGAGGGAGAUCAUAAACCACAGAGCCUUAAAGCAUCCCAACAUAAUCAGAUUCAAGGAGGUGGUACUGACACCGACACAUCUUGCAAUAGUGAUGGAAUACGCAGCAGGAGGCGAACUCUUUGAAAGAAUCUGCAAUGCCGGAAGAUUCAGCGAAGACGAAGCAAGAUAUUACUUCCAACAGCUUAUAUCAGGAGUCAGCUACUGCCACUCCAUGCAAAUAUGUCACAGAGAUCUCAAGCUUGAGAACACUCUCUUGGAUGGGAGCCCGUCGUCGCCGCAGCUCAAAAUAUGCGAUUUCGGCUACUCCAAGUCGUCGGUGUUGCACUCUCAGCCUAAAUCCACCGUUGGAACACCCGCCUAUGUUGCUCCUGAGGUCCUGUCUCGAAAAGAGUACAACGGCAAGAUUGCUGAUGUGUGGUCAUGUGGGGUAACCUUGUAUGUAAUGCUCGUUGGUGCUUAUCCUUUUGAAGAUCCUGAAGAUCCAAGAAACAUUAGAAAAACUAUCCAGAGGAUUCUGAGUGUUCAUUACACCAUACCGGAUUAUGUCCGAAUCUCCCCGGAAUGCAAACAUCUCUUGUCUCGUAUUUUUGUUUCCGAUCCCGACAAGAGAAUAACCAUACCGGAAAUCAAGAAGCAUCCAUGGUUCUUGAAGGAUUUUCCUCAUGGACUAAUGGAAGAAGAGAAAUGCAAAGGAGAAGUCGACAUUAACAAUUAUGUUAAAGACCAUGAAGAGGAAGAAGAAGAAGAAGAGUGUCAAAGCGUGGAAGAGAUAGUAAAGAUAAUAGAUGAAGCAAGAAAGCCAGUGGCGGGUAACAAUGGCGGACUAGGGUUAAUAGAUGGAAGCAUGGAUCUUCUUGAUGAUGAUGAUGAUGACGUCGAUGACGAUGAGAUUGAUGAUGUCGAGACCAGUGGUGAUUUUGUGUGUGCCCUCUGAUUGAUUUUAUCUCCUCCACCCACAUCCACGUUUAGAAAUGUAUACACACAUACAAACAUAUAUGCCACGUCAGCAUUGUGUGACUUUGCGUGAGUGUGUGUGUAUAUGUGCUGAUAGUGUUUGUAUGCACUCGUGGUAUUUAUAUAAUAAAGUGGAUAAAAGUAUAGUUGUAUC
Messenger RNA from Tarenaya hassleriana, 1432 nucleotides. Its product is annotated as serine/threonine-protein kinase SRK2F. Gene Ontology annotation, biological process: intracellular signal transduction; protein phosphorylation. Gene Ontology annotation, molecular function: ATP binding; protein serine/threonine kinase activity. The record is from RefSeq and is a predicted model, not a curated record. The transcript has 9 exons. The coding region runs from base 188 to 1258 and encodes 356 amino acids. NCBI's taxonomy places the organism in Eukaryota, Viridiplantae, Streptophyta, Magnoliopsida, Brassicales, Cleomaceae.